AUGAAGUACCAGCACCACCUGCACGCGGCGGGCUCGCCCUCGCCAGGCGCGCCGCUCAACCCCUGGGCCUCGCUUCCGCCCACCGACCCUUGGGGCAUGCACCAGCACCACGCUCACGCGCACGCCCCCGACGUUAAGCCGCCCGCCGCGCCGCACGACCACAGGCAUCUCCAGGGCGGCUGGCACGCGCCCGUGGUAUCCGCGCAUUACGGCGCCGGCUCCCCCGUGGCUCUGCACGGCGGAUACCCGGUGCCCGUCCACCAGCACCACAUGCUGCGCGACGUGCAGCCCUCGCCGCACGCACUGCACCACCACCACGCGCUGGAGCGCGACCAGCCCGAGGAAGACACGCCGACGAGCGACGACCUCGAGGCCUUCGCCAAACAGUUCAAGCAGCGGCGGAUCAAGCUCGGCUUUACGCAGGCCGACGUGGGCCUCGCGCUGGGCACACUCUACGGCAACGUGUUCUCGCAGACGACGAUUUGCCGCUUCGAGGCGCUGCAGUUGAGUUUUAAGAACAUGUGCAAAUUGAAACCGUUAUUACAAAAGUGGCUGGAGGAGGCCGAUUCGACGACCGGCAGCCCCACCAGUAUCGACAAGAUAGCGGCGCAGGGCCGCAAGCGCAAGAAGCGCACCUCCAUCGAGGUGUCGGUGAAAGGCGCGCUCGAGCAGCACUUCCACAAGCAGCCGAAGCCAUCGGCACAGGAGAUCACGUCGCUGGCGGAUAGCCUGCAGCUGGAGAAGGAGGUGGUGCGCGUGUGGUUCUGCAAUCGGAGGCAAAAGGAGAAGCGCAUGACGCCGCCGAACACGCUGGGCGGCGAGAUGCUGGAGGGCAUGGGCCACGGCCACUACGCGCACGACGUGCACGGCUCGCCACCGCUGCAUGCGCAUUCGCCCGCGCUCUCGCCGCCGCACUCGCAGCACUCGGCCCACGCCCACGCGCACUCGCAACACGCGCCGCACGGCCAGCACGGACAGCACCCGCUCCAGAGCGCCCACACGCUGGCGGCGCACUAA
Leptosia nina is the source of this 1017-nucleotide messenger RNA. NCBI's taxonomy places the organism in Eukaryota, Metazoa, Arthropoda, Insecta, Lepidoptera, Pieridae. The record is from the annotation of a GenBank genome assembly.